This is a messenger RNA of Leptopilina boulardi, 2513 nucleotides long. RefSeq names its product protein spaetzle 3 (gene spz3). Gene Ontology annotation, cellular component: extracellular region. Gene Ontology annotation, molecular function: growth factor activity; Toll binding. The coding region runs from base 731 to 2350 and encodes 539 amino acids. Gene Ontology annotation, biological process: regulation of Toll signaling pathway; central nervous system formation; innate immune response. The record is from RefSeq and is a predicted model, not a curated record. The transcript is spliced from 7 exons. NCBI's taxonomy places the organism in Eukaryota, Metazoa, Arthropoda, Insecta, Hymenoptera, Figitidae.
AGCCACAGCUUCCUUCAGUUGACGUUCGCCAACGAAGCGUUACACGUUGCGUUCAUGAUACUUAAAUUAUUAAUUUUUGAAUCUCAUGCGGUCACUAUUAUUCUUCACGAGGUGACAAUCGCAAAAAGAUUUCAAACAGUUUUUUUCUUCUUCUUCCUUUGUCUUUUUAAAAAAUCAUUUUUUAUAAGAUAAAAUUAAUUUAUCACGCUCACGUCAAUUUGAAAAAAAAAAAUCAUCAAAAGCCCGCGUGAAUCUUUUAAAUGUUUCGCCGGUUCCGAAAAUAGUAGUUCGUGGCGAAAAGUGAAAGUUUAUUUUUUUUUUUAACGUAGAUUUGUCGCAACGAUUCUUCUGAUGUUUUGAAGACAACUAUAAUUUUUUUUUUUUGGUCUUAGUUAAAUUUUGAAGAACGAUUUUUUUUUCGUUGAGGACUUGAAGAUACUCAAAUCGAAAAGGAAAUAACAUUGCCUAAUUGUAAUUAUUUAUAAUAUAUAAUAUAUAUAUAAUUGAAAUUCAUUAAAGGGGAAUUGUAAAUUCUUUUUAUUGUUUUUUCAAUAUGGGAAAUUCCCACAAGAUGGACAGACAGGAAAUAAUUAUCUAAACGUCGGGACACUUUUGGAAAAAUUAGAAAAAAAAAAAAAAAAAAUUUACCAAAAAGGGUGAUUCAGUCUGAAUUUAUGACUGAGGAAAGUAUAUUAUAGUCAAUAAUUCAAAUACCUUAUAAGAAUGUGUUAUGAAUAUAACCACCUUGCCAUUUGAAAUAUCAAGAAUUUCUAUUUGGAAGAAAAUGGCACUGGCCAAUUUCUCAUUACCUUAUGCAACGCCAACUCCAUUCUUAUAUUCAGGUAGUAAUGAGGGACAAUCGGUUAUAAAUAAUAUACGACUAAAUGCUGCAUUGCCACCCCAAACGGCUCCUAUAGACAAUGUCAAACAAUAUCGCAAUGAUCCUUACAAUCGAUACCAGCAACAACAGCAACAACCAUUUCGCUAUCAUUCACAAUCACGUGGACAAGAAAUUUUUACAGGCACUUCGUCAAGAUCUUAUUUACCUCAAAAUACAAGAUAUUCAGAGUAUGAUGAGAAUUUUAAAAAAUCACAAUUACAACAGGAUCAACGAAGGACACAUCAACAAGCGAGUUUUCAACAUCAUUAUCAGCCAUUACAGCAGAAGGAUCAACAAAAUCGUCAAUAUCAACAGCAUCAACAAAUUUAUCAGCAACAAAGUCAACAACAAAAUCAUCAACAAAAUAAUCAACAAAAUAAUCAACAACAGCAGGAUUUACAUCAUCAUGAAAGGCAGCAAAUUAAUCUUCAACAACGAAUUUCUUUUCAAUCUGAAAAGGAUCAAGUGACAAAUUCCAGUGAUACGUCGCAGGAUAAUUAUCCUGAAAGACCAAAUGGGUACACUAGAGUGAAUAGUGGAUCUUUUACGGGUUCAGGUGCAAAAACGACAGUUCAUGCAGUUCUUGAUUACGACGAUGAUGAUGAUGAUGAUUUUGAUUAUUAUGACGAUGAAAAUCCAGAAAUUCCAAGUGACGCACACGUGACGCCAAUUCAGGGACCAAUUUUUUUGAAAAAUGGAUCGGUACCCGUCGUUCCACUUUAUUCUUAUCCACAAUUAAAUAAUGGAACUUUAGUACAAAUACCAAUACUGUGGACAGCACUUUCGGUAGCAUUGGGCGUGGAACUUCGAGGUGAUUUGAUAAAAGGCGCACCGUGUAUUAAAAAAAAUCAUCAACUUUUUUGUCCCACUGCCGGAAAUACUUAUCCCAUAGAGAGAAUAGAACAAUUUAUAGAUGAAAAUAAAGCUCUAAUGAAAAGAAUGUAUGGUGAUUUUGAGAUGAACGAAUUUUCACCACCAAAAAAAGAUCCGAAGAGUCGAAGAAAAAGAAGUUCAUUGAAUCAUGAUAUUCCUGAUGGUGGUCCACGAGAUGAUAAAUCAAAUCCUCAUUCUGGAUCGGGAGAUUCAUAUUUUAGUAAAAUUAGAAGUCCCAGACAAUCUUUUGGAAAGACUCAUGCAGUCAACGAAAGUGGACGAGUUGAUGCGUGUGAGUCAAGAGUCGAGAUUGUCACUCCCUAUUGGUCGACAAAUAGUGCAGGAAAAGUUCGUGCAAUUGUAAACACACAACAUUUCGAGCAAGCUAUUCAUCAGGAAGUGUGCUCAAAAUCUCAAACAGGAAGAUGCACAGGUGAUUGUGGAUGCGAACAAAAAUACAAAUGGCACAGAUUAUUGGCCUAUGAUCCUGAUAAUGAUUGUAAAGGAAUAUUUAUGGAUUGGUUUCUUUAUCCAAGCUGUUGUGUUUGUAGAUGUGAUCCUGAUGCCAAAUUGUCAUCGACAACAAGUCGAAAUUAAUAAGAAGCGACAAAAAAAAAAGAAUCUUAAACAUUUUUUUUUGAAGAAUUUUUUAAAUUAUAAAGCCACUAUAUAGAGGGUGUCAAACAUUUUAUUUCAGCUGAAAAAUAAAACAAAAAAAUUGUUAUAUCGAGAAAAUAAAAUUAUUAUCUGAUAAUAAUUA